Messenger RNA from Malus domestica (apple), 1224 nucleotides. NCBI's taxonomy places the organism in Eukaryota, Viridiplantae, Streptophyta, Magnoliopsida, Rosales, Rosaceae. The record is from RefSeq and is a predicted model, not a curated record.
GCUGGUAUGUAGCCUGAUGAAACUUCUCAAGAUGCGCGUAUAUUGAUUCAUUAAAAGUUGUUUGUAAAUGAUGUUUUUCUCCUUGCAGAAAAUGAACCAAAGGGUCAUAGGAAAUUCAGUAAAGGUCUAUGGAUUAUGAUUGGAGGAGGUGUCGUGGUUGCCUUUGUUUUUGUAGUACUGGCCGCCUGCAUUUUGUCAAAGAAACGUACCAAAUCAACUCCGCCACCACCCAAAGAAUCCGCAGCAUUUAAGGAAGCGAUUUUCGAGGACUCAGGCUGUCCAAAAAUUCCUAUCAAGGAAGUGUAUUCUGCUACUGACAAUCUAAACCCAACAAAUUUCAUCGGCGAAGGAACUGCUGGAAAGGUGUAUAAAGGCAUACUAUCAAACAAUCAACGUGUAGCAGUUAAGCACAUUAUCAAUGACGGAAAUGUGGAGACAUUUGCCCGAGAAGUUACGAGCUUAUCGCACAUCAGACACCCGAACCUUGUUACCUUGCUAGGUUAUUGUGCAAACGAAGAUGAAUGCUUCCUUGUCUAUGAGCUUUGUCCCAACGGAAACCUCUCAGAAUGGAUUUUCGGGAAAGAUAGGAACCUGUCCUGGAUCCACAGGCUUGAGAUUGCAAUUGAUAGCGCUCGAGGUCUAUCGUUCCUCCACACGUAUCCAGAAGGCUGCAUCGUCCAUCGCGAUAUCAAGCCAACAAACAUUCUCCUUGGGGAGAAUUUUGAAGCAAAGCUAUCAGACUUUGGACUCUCCAAGAUUAUUGAGCUGGGAGAAACCUAUGUCAGUUCAGAAGUGAGAGGAACUUUCGGGUACGUUGACCCAGACUAUAGGAUCAACAACCACGUAAAUUCAUCAGGAGAUGUCUACAGCUUUGGAAUCGUACUUCUGCAGAUCCUAUCGGGGAAGAAGGUUAUCAACAUGAAUCUGAACACUCCAAUGCCAUUAAAUAAACAGGCAAAGGUCCUCAACCGAGAUGGCAGCAUCAAUGAAUUCGCCGAUCCUAAACUUGACGGGGAAUACUCAGAAGAAGCGUUUGAUCUAACGCUUCAGCUGGCUCUCUCAUGCACAGCACUCAAACAACAAAGACCGUCAAUGCAGCAAAUUGUUGUGAGACUACAAGAGGCGCAUGACAUAUCAACGCAUGUAAAGGCCUCUACUCCUGAAGAUUCACCAGAUGCUAGCUUCUCGUAUUGAAAGUUUAAAUCCACGAAACAGAAAUAGAAA